AUGGCAGAAUUUCAACGCCUUCGUCAAGGUCUAAUGUUUGUGGAUCAGUACGAAGCGAAGUUCGCAGAGUUGUCCCAAUAUGCCCCUAGACUGAUAGAAGAUCCAGUGGACAGAGCAAGGAGGUUUAAGGAUGGCCUCAAACCAGAGAUUAAGGACCUACUUGUGCCGUUUAAUCUAAAGGAUUACAAUGAUAUGUAUGAAAGGGCACAGCUGGUUGAGAGAAAUUUGAAUGAACAAGCCGUUGCAUUUGGGUCACGGUUUGGGUCUAACUGGAUGGCAAUCGGUUUGGGAAGAAGCCGAUGUCCGGUGGAAGAGGUAGGUUGCCAAGGCUAUUUGGCAAUUAUCAUGGAUACGAUAGUUGAGGAUUCAAAGUUGGAGGACAUUACUGUGGUACAAGAGUUUUUGGAAGUGUUUCCUCAAGAAUUACAUGAUCUACCCCUAGAAAGGGAGAUCGAGUUCAUAAUUGAGUUGGCCCCCGGACAAAGCCAAUCUCUAAGGCUCUUUACUGAGUUGAACAUGAGACAACGUCGUUGGUUGGAACUUCUCAAGGACUACGACUGCGACAUCAUGUAUCAUCCCGGAAAGGCUAACAAGGUCGCGGAUGCAUUGAGUCGGAAGUUAUCGGUUGCGCAAAUGGCGAUUAAGGAGUGGAUCCUACUCGAAGGAGCUCGAGAUUCGAUUUUCAAAUUUGAGGUAGACCACCUUUCAAGUCCUAUGGCCACCCUCAGAAUUAAACCAAAAGUGCAUAUAAGAAUCAAGACGUUGCAGUUGACAGAUCCUGAGAUCCAGAAGAUUCUAUAA
Eucalyptus grandis is the source of this 801-nucleotide messenger RNA. RefSeq lists its product as uncharacterized. NCBI's taxonomy places the organism in Eukaryota, Viridiplantae, Streptophyta, Magnoliopsida, Myrtales, Myrtaceae. Bases 1 to 801 code for a protein of 266 amino acids. The record is from RefSeq and is a predicted model, not a curated record. The transcript has 3 exons.